UCCGGUCGCCCAGCGCUGCAUAUUUGGAGACUUGAGCAGGUUGUGGCAGUUUAAUCUGAAGUCUUUAAAUAUUGACACGUUUAUAAAUCGUUUUGUCUCGCAAAGGGAUGUUUCGCAGAAAGCUUGCAGCUUUAGAGUACCACAACCCGACGGGAUUUGAUUGUAAAGAUGAAACAGAAUUCAGAAAUUUCAUAGUUUGGCUGGAAGAUCAAAAAAUCCGUCACUACAAAAUCGAGGACAGAGGAAACCUCAGAAACAUCCCCAGCUCAGACUGGCCUAAAUACUUGGAAGAUUACCUUCAAGAUCUGAAGUGUCCAUUCAGCGGUAAAGAAAGACCGGAGAUCGUUGACUGGCUUCUGGGUCUUGCUGUUCGUUUUGAGUAUGGAGAUAAUGUUGAGAAAUAUCGAAACUGCAAACCUAAAAAGGAGGCGGCCAAUGAUGCUCAGAAGCCUGCCGACCCGUUGAUAAAUUUGGACAGUAACGAUCCAGAUUUUAAGGCUGGCGUGUUGGCCCUUGCAAAUCUUCUUAAAAUUCAACGACACGAUGACUAUUUAGUAUUGCUUAAAGCCAUUCGAAUUCUGAUACAGGAACGUCUGACCCCUGAUGCAAUCGCAAAGGCCAGUCAAUCAAAAGAGGGUUUACCUGUUGCUCUGGACAUGCAUAUUUUAGGAUUUGAUACUGGAGAUGCGACUCUGAAUGAAGCAGCCAGGAUCCUUCGCUUACUUCACAUCGAGGAGCUCAGAGAGCUACAAACCAAGAUCAACGAAGCCAUUGUAGCGGUUCAGGCUAUUAUUGCUGACCCCAAGACAGACCACCGUCUAGGAAAGGUGGGCAGAUAAAAACAUCUGCCUGGACUUUGAUGGAAAGACUCCACAUGAGAUGCUUUGUGAAAUAUGCUUGUUUUCAUUAACCGCGCCACAGAAAUUUCCUGGGAAGUCAGUGGAAAAAACAAAAACAGUUUUUUUUCUUUAUUAUAUUUUUGUUUUGCCCUGUAAUUUAAAGAUGCAAAGAUUUGUUGGGAAAGUAAUUUGUACUCUGAAUGUGGAGGCACUUAUGAAUUGUCAGAUGGAUUACACAAAAAUGGGUUACAUGCUUUUGUUGCAUAAUAAAACGUAAUGGCCAUACUGUACCAUA
This is a messenger RNA of Paramisgurnus dabryanus, 1134 nucleotides long. RefSeq names its product RNA transcription, translation and transport factor (gene rtraf). The record is from RefSeq and is a predicted model, not a curated record. NCBI's taxonomy places the organism in Eukaryota, Metazoa, Chordata, Actinopteri, Cypriniformes, Cobitidae.